AUGGACAAGACGGUGGCCGCUCGGCGCACUGAUCUGUCGAAGGAGACCGGGGCAACGUCGAAGAAGGAGCGCAUCUGCCAGUCCGAGGUCGAGAAUCGGCUGGCCACUGUGUUGCGGCGUCGCGAGGCCCUGGAGCAGGCUCAGCGGGCCCACGUCGAGUCGGUGGAGCAGCUCACGGAGGCAAAGGCGCGCUCUGCUGAGGCGCUGGCCACGAAGGACGGCUUCAACGAUGGGGCCUGCCGCGCUGCGCUUCGUGAGAAGGAGCGCGCCGAGGCUGCCGCGGCGGCCCGUGCAGCGGCGAAGGCGGGCUGGCGCCCCCGCCUGGCGGAACGCGUGCGGCGGGCGGCGGCAUCGACUGGAGUUGGAUCCAGGAGCACCUCCACGAGGUCUCUGAAGGCCUUGCUACUUUCCACGUGGAGGGAGAUGCGGAAGGUGGCCAUUCAGCAGCGUGCCGAGAUGGAGACGGAGGCCGAAAUGGCUUCCGAUGCUGGCGGCGGUCCUGGCGAUCGCCAUCCUCCUGAAGGUGAGCUUGGUGAGCUGCGUGAACUUCGCAAACGCGCAGCAAAAGCAGGACUCGAUGGCCCCGCCUCCGUGCGCUACGGCGAGUUCGUCAGCAAGCAGCCUAUGCAGCGCGCCACGAAGAAGGCCAGGAGGAUUGUGCAGCAUCAGAGCUCCCACACGUUUGUCGCUUUUUGUCAGGCGGCGGUCGUCCAGCUCGGUGCGAUCCCUGAGGCGCCAGCAAGUGGAGCAGUGCAGGCGCCUCAGCAGCAUGUUUAG
Molecule: messenger RNA, 777 nt
Organism: Prorocentrum cordatum
Lineage: Eukaryota; Dinophyceae; Prorocentrales; Prorocentraceae
Source: the annotation of a GenBank genome assembly